Cygnus olor (mute swan) is the source of this 8199-nucleotide messenger RNA. RefSeq names its product phospholipase D family member 5 (gene PLD5). The record is from RefSeq and is a predicted model, not a curated record. NCBI's taxonomy places the organism in Eukaryota, Metazoa, Chordata, Aves, Anseriformes, Anatidae. Gene Ontology annotation, molecular function: catalytic activity.
UCAGUCUUUCUCUUUGGGCUCUUUACCACAGGAAACCGAUCGUUUUAAAUCCCCUUACACACACCUGGAAUUAACCUGAGAAGAUUACAGGUAUACAUGGUACAUAAGAAAGCCUAGAACGGCAGACGUCUAUCUUUAAGGUGUGUAAACGCAACACUAUAAUCCAAACCCAGAGGGGUUUGACAGGGCCGGGGCCCGGUGGCUCCCUGUCCCUCAGAGGAAGGAUGUGGAGGCUGACGCAGCCACGGCCCCAGCGCAAAGGGGACCGCUGCCUCACACCGUCCCUCGCGUCCGCCGCCUAACGGUCGCCGCCUAACGGCCACAGGAGCGCAGGGCUCCGGCGUCCCGCCCCGACGCGCUCAUGCAGCCUUGAGGGGAUCCGAGGCUGCCGCCGCCUUGUUUUCUCUUUUGUGUUCGUCCCUUACUUUCUAGUCACUGCCUCACGCGUGCCCGUCACUCGUUUGGGGUUAAAGCAGGGCCGACGUGAGGGCUGGGGAGUCCCCGGAAGUGUUUGCUCUAGCACGGGACGGGGCGUGAGAGAACAACCUUAGUACAUCAUGAGAUCCAACAGUAACUGCAAAGCCAGUCUACAGCCUUUGGAUGAGUAGAAAAACUGUUGGGAGUGUUGGAGUACGUUUCAAGAUGUGCUCCUUGACCAUUGUGAACCACAGGCACUCUUCCUAUAAAGCUUGAAACUCAGUAUGCACUUGAUUCUGAGGUUGAAAACCACUAAAACAAUUUUGGGGGGAUCUGAAAGCCAUUGUCCCAGCUGCACAAUGGAAGGUGUUCAAGCCAAAAUUUACAGAUCUUGAGCUGAGACAGAACUCUACCAGAAAAGGAUGACAUGUUCUCUCCUGAUGUCCAGAUGGAAGUCAGGCAUGACUGGCUUUCCUCAUCCCCCCAUGAGGGCUUCGAGCAGAUGAGGCUGAAGAGCAGACCCAGGGAGCCGUCGCCGAGCCUCACGAGAGUAGGUGCAAACUUCUACAGCACCGUCAAGCAGCAGGACUACAGUGCCAGCGUCUGGCUGAGGAGGAAAGACAAACUGGAGCACUCUCAGCAAAGAUGCAUUGUGAUCUUUGCACUGGUAUGCUGCUUUGCAAUUCUGGUUGCACUGAUAUUUUCGGCAGUGGAUAUUAUGGGAGAAGAUGAGGAUGGACUCUCAGAAAAGAACUGUCAAAAUAACUGUCGGGUUGCUCUUGUGGAAAAUAUUCCUGAAGGGAUCAACUAUUCAGACAGUGCACCAUCUCAUUUGUCUCUUUUCCAAGGCUGGAUGAAUUUGCUAAAUAUGGCUGAAAAGUCUGUUGACAUAGUAUCUUCCCAGUGGGACCUCAAUCACAGUCAUCCAUCAGCAUGCCAGGGUCAGCGUCUUUUUGAAAAAUUGCUUGAACUGGCAUCCCGAAAUAUUGAGAUAAAACUAGUGAGCGAUAUCCUGCCCGUGGAAUCGAAAGUAUUAAAUGACUUGAAAACAAAGGGUGCUGAAGUGCUGUAUAUGAACAUGUCAGCAUAUAAUGAAGGUCGCCUUCAGUCAUCUUUCUGGAUUGUUGAUAAACAGCAUGUGUACAUUGGGAGUGCCAGCCUAGACUGGAGAUCACUGGGACAGAUGAAGGAACUUGGCGUCAUCGUAUACAACUGCAGCUGCCUCGUCCUGGAUUUACAAAGGAUAUUUGCCCUGUACAGUUCAUUAAAAUACAAGAAUAACAUACCUCCAAGUUGGUCUAAGAGACUAUAUGGAGUGUACGAUACUCAGAAUAAACUGACACUGCAGCUGAAUGAGACUAAAUCAGAAGCUUUUGUGUCGAAUUCACCUAAACUCUUCUGCCCAAAGGACAGAGUCCUGGAUAUCGAAGCUAUAUACAAUGUUAUCGAUGAUGCGAAACAGUUUGUGUACAUAGCUGUCAUGGACUACCUUCCGAUCGUCAUCGACACAAAUGCUAAACGAUACUGGCCAUAUUUAGAUGGGAAGAUACGAGAAGCUUUAGUUUUACGAAGUAUUAAAGUUCGACUUCUCAUAAGUUUCUCAAGAGACACAGAUCCCCUUACUUUUAACUUUGUUUCAUCUCUCAAAGCUAUUUGCACUGAAGUUCCAAGCUGUAGUUUGAAAGUUAAAUUCUUUGACCUUGAAGAAGAGAAUGCAUGCUUUCUUAAAGAACAGAAGAACACUUCCCUUCCCAAACUAAACCGUAACAAAUAGGUGACUGAUGGAGCUGCAUACAUUGGUAAUUUUGAUUGGGGGAAUGCAUUUACGCAGAACGCUGGAGCGGGCCUUGUUAUCAACCAAGCAGACGCGGGGAACAGCACAAGCAUCAUAAAGCAACUCAAGGCUGUUUUUGAAAGAGACUGGUAUUCACAUUAUGCCAAAAGUUUACAACCAACAAAAAUCCCAAACUGCUUUAAUCACAAACUUAAUAAAGCAACAUCAAAUAAGACUGCCAUGAGCAAUGUGAAUUAGAAAGACUAUUUUACUGUUUAGUACAACAAUGAAAAUUACAUUGGGUGUAGCCCUCUUUCAUAUUUACAGACAAAAGACUUAAAAAGGCAAAAAAAAAAAAAAGGUUGGUUGGGGGGUGUUUUUAGGAAAAAGCACACUUAUAUAAACUAUCUAAACUAUAUUCUCUAUAUUAAGACUUUCAAAUUUGUUACUUCUGACACUGAAUGUCAAUUUUUGCUUCCAUGUUAAUUUUAACAUUCCUCAUUUGAACUUAACAGAAACAGAAGAAUUGAUUGAGGCUGUUUUCAGAUUUUCACUAAUUGCCAUCCUGGCUAGAAUGAACCCUUGGCAGAACUAAGAUCCUAGCUAUGAAAUGGCAUUCCAAGAUCAGUUAUUGACAUACAAGUAGAUGGUAGGUUUACCCUAUUAGAAAAGAUAGAAGAAUAAGCAAAUAUUCACCUAUAGAAAUCAUCCCCUUUAAAUAAAUAUCUAGUCGUGUUAGUCUUUUCUAGUUUUGAACAUUUAUUUAAAGUAUCAUCUUUUCUAAAUAGCCUUAAAAUACAUUACAGUUAUGGUACUGGUAAUUCAUCUCCUAAGAGAAUGAGAAGGUUUUCAGGGACUGGUGUUAGCCUAAUCAAAUUCAUGAUAAUCCCUAAAACCUCUCAGCUAAAUAAAUUUUCAUCAAAGUAAUAUGGAUUCAUUUCAACGUAACAGUUAUUUCUAAUUAUAGUAUUAUCUAACAAUGUACAUCUGCGUAUUGAAAGCAAAGAACUAGAGAUUGCAAGAAAAAUCAGUUCAAGAACAAAUUUUCCCUAAGGUAAAAGUUUGUCAAGUGUAAAGAAUAAAAAAAAAAAAAAAUCAAAUAUUACUUUUUGGGAAAGUCAAGGGUUGUGCAAAAUUAUGCAAAAAUUGUUGUUAAAUGAUAAUAUAUUCAUUUUCACACAUUUUUUCUUUCCUGUCACUUAAACAAAAUUGCAAAAUGGCUUUUUUUAAACGUUGUCCCCAUAAGCGAAUACAUCAGCAUAAACUGAACCAUGAGGCCUUCAUUUGGGCCACAGUUUCAGUUGGUAUUAACAGGCACCUCUACAAACAUGACUUUGCCCUGAGAUGCAACUGUCUGUAAAAGUGUGAAUUUGCUCUUUAAAAAGAUUCUUUUCCAGAACUGUAUUAGCUUGGUUUCUUAAUGAAAAUGUUUCAUUACUAUCCUGCUUCUGCUGAAGAAAACAGCCAUGAAAGCAAACUGCAUUCUCCAUUUUGUUAAUAAUUCAUGUAACUAUUUCCAAAUGCAGACUGUUUUCACCCGGCUGUAUAUUACAGAAGGCAUGCUUUGAAAGCAGUGGGUUAAGAGAUACCAAAACCAAAAAUGUCCCAAUGGAUUAUUUUAAUCUUAAGACCAAGUUAAAAAGCCACCUUGACUUUUAAAAUACAAGUUUCAUUUGAAAAGUUAAAAAAAAAAGUCAGUUUUGUUUAAAAGUAAGCACAGUUUAGAAAAUUAUGAAAAGGCAAUGUAUGCACAACUUCAAAAUACUACUUUGCCAGCAAGAGAUAGAGACACACCAUGAAACUGGUUAGGACUGCAAAAGGCACACUUUUAACAAACACUGUGUUUCUUUUGCAAUUUCCCAGAUAUAUCAUCUUACUGGAAAGCAUGAAAAAAAAAUUAGUUGUCAAUUUUUACAGAAAAGAUUCUGCACAGCUCUAAUGUUGAAGAACAUUUGAUAAUAUUCCGAUAAACCCAUGCAAUUUAUUAGACUUCCCUCCUGCAGGAAAACAUAUAUUCUGACAUUUGUAUAAGAAACAAAAAACAAAUCUGAAAAGAAAAAGGUUACCUGAGUCGCUUUAAAGGAGAGAUCUUUGGAAAGAGAAAAUUUUGUAUUUUCUUUCUUCUGUAUAUAACUUUAGUAUACGUAUUGCAAGAAUGAUAGAGAUCCCCAGCACAAAAUCUAGGGUGUUUUUUUUAUUAUUAUAAUUAAGAUACAUCCAGAUUCAUUUCUGGUCAAACUCUUAACCAAUUUCAGCCAUUGGUUACAUCACCAAUGAAUUUAGUCUUUGGAGUCAAUGCAAAAAAAGGGGGCGGGGGGGUUAAAAACUGCUUAAGAUAGUUUUAAAUUUUCUGAGAGAUCAGAAAUGGUCCCCAUGGAUAGGUGAUCUUAAAGCUCGAGAUAAAUUUACUACCAUGUUUUCACUAAGAUAAAAAAAAAAAAGACACCCCCCCCCCCUUUUCAGAGUUGUUAGUUGUAGCACCUGAUGGCAACAAUAUACAAGAAGAAUCAAUGUGAUAUUUUUCCCUCUUGUAUUAUCGAUAUUAGAAAUGUGUUAAGUUUUUGAAAUGACAUUUUUGUACAAGUAAUGAAGAAUCUCAGUGCAACAGAAAUUUGUAAAAUGCUAAAGGUAAUGUCUUUUUUCUAAAUAGUAUUUAGUGAUAAGAUCAGACUGUGGACUUACCACUGACCUUCUGUUUAGUAUAGCAAAUGAACGAUUCAGAUAUAGUAGUUUCAUUGAACUGAUCCUAGGGAAAUGCAAUCAAACAUUAACUGAGGCCCUCAGUUAACAACUGCAUUCCUAUUGACUUGAUGAACAAAUUCUGGUGCUUCAAUGACACCCCCCCUCCCCCCAAAAAGCUGAUACAUAAAAGUACUUUUUAAAAGAAGUAGUAUAUUGUUUUUAUGAUGGAAUGGUCGGGGUAUUUCUGAGCAACUUUAAUGAGAAAUAGUGGUCAGCCAUCCUACAGCCGGACUGGCAGGCUCAAAUUUAAUUUCGUAUAACAUAUGGAUUGCUAUUUUAAUAGCUAUUUACAAUGGCAGCAGCUCCAAAGUAGUACAGAAGGCUUUGGUCUGUUACAUUAGCCAACAGACAAAGUGCAUCCUUGGACUUCAGCAAGUUGGAAAUUAAUGAAAAAAACAAAAAAGCAGAUUCUUUUUUAAAAUCUGUUACAGCCAAUUAUUUCUUUUAGGUUACCAUUGUUCCCGUUUAACUAGAUUUGCUACAGCAGCCUCAAUUCUGGCUUUAGCUUCUUCUGUCAAUGUAAAUAAAUCUGUAGCAAAUCCAUUACAGUUAUUUCACGUUGGUUUAGCAGGGAUCAGUCUAGACCAGUUUCCUCUUGCUUUAGUUCUUCUGAAUAUCACCAUUGCACAGCAAAUUUCCAACCUUAACAGGAAUUUGCAUUCCGUAGUUUCUCACAGUCCUCACAGGCAUAAAAUCCAAAAGAUGCACUUUCUCUAACCCCCUUCUAACUGGUAUUGGUAACUCUGUCAUAUUAAAGACAAUUUCCUAAACAGAACGGCUUUAUUCUUAAAGAAUACAGACUGUAAUUGUUGUUUGCUGCAAACAUUUACUAGUGCCUUAUUCAUAGAAGUUUUUGUUUAACUGUUCCUCACGUGAAGUCCUGCUAACAUCUUAUAUCUAGUACUGAAAGGUAUACAGCAAGCUUCCUAAGAAAGAAGACUACACAUUGUGAUGUUUACAGAUUAGUACAUAAAUCUAGAGUCACAAAAAACAAACGUGAUGUGUUGGUCCAAACCACAAGCACUUAAACCCAAGCAUUUUUAUCCAAGCGCAGUUCUAAAACUUACUUCACAAAUUACUCCUGCCUUUAUCAUCAACUAAUCCACAUCAUGACUGAAGCAGUCUGUCCUGCCAAGGUGUAAAAAUAAAUAAAAUCUGAAUUCUCCCAACACCUGGCUGACAGCAAAAGAAUCACCACAGAAAUUCCUUUCAGCCAAGGGUGAAGCCCAAAUCUCAUACAGUGGUUACUAUACAAAUCUCACACGUUAUGCCUCAAGCUGUUUUGGGCAGGCUACUACUUUUUUCUGUCUCUUGCAUGUGCUCUUAUUUACCAUGCUGCAAGCCAAACAACAAACAGGUAUUUGGGGCUUUGCUGUUGGGAGUCUUUUUGGUGGUAGGGGAAGGGUGGUGUUCUUUAGUCUUUAACACAGGGAAAAAAAAGAGGCAAUAGAGUGGGCAUAAAAUUUAAGCAUUCCCCUUAACUAGUAUCUGCAGCUACUUUCGCUUUCUCUGCAAAGAACAGAGAAGCAGCAUGAUGUGCCAUGACACAACGGCCAUAACUGUAACCUAACAGGAAUGGACUUAAGUUUUUGUCUUUCUUUGUUCUUUCUCCUCAGCAUUUUUUUUUCUAAGAAAGGCAUAUUUCAAUGUGGGGUCUUGCUGCUGUACAACAAGGUUUACAGGACCCUAUUCCUUUCAGCAAAUCCAGGCUCUAGAGAUCGUUCAGGGGAAAGCAGAUAAGAAUAAAGUAAAUAAAAAUGCUCAGAAUGCUACUUUCAAGACCUACCUGUUACUUGCAUUCCUACUAGCUACCUAAAUUCUUUCUACUACUUUUUGUUGAGUUUUACAUAGAUAAAAACUGAACUAAGCUCUGUGUGAAUGCUACCUGCCAUUUAACCCUGAGGAGAAAUCCAGAGAAUUUCUAUGUUGAUUUUUUUUUUUGUGACUUUAGUGUGUACUUACUGAAAAAUAGCACAGACUUUCUGAGUAAGAUGGUAACACAUCAGCUGGCUAUUCCAGAUUUUCAAACUGAAGUCAUUUAUAAAUAUCUUCCUCCUGAAUAUCAUGCACUUGACUCCUGAGACUGGCCUUAUAGAGAGCUCUAAGACAUCUUAACCAUUCUGGACUUCAAAAUUAACCCUUCAUUUUAACACAAAAACACUAACAACAUAUUAAUAUGUUCCCAGAGAGCACUGGCACUGUUUUACUUCCAAUCCUAGCCUUUUUAUACAUAUAUAUUCAUGGUUUUUCAAUCACAAUCCAAUCCAUGUAAAAAGAAUGGAUCCUUGGUAAUUUUAAAUUCACAGUGAUACCUGCCUGAGGUAAACACGAGUAAAUAUUCCACUUUUAACACUUGCACACUAUAGAAGCUCAGAUGAUACUUUAGAGGGAUUGCUUUCUUAGCUGUAAUUUUUCCACUACAAAUACUGCUGGACAUUACUUACAAAUUUUUCAGUGUUGAAUCAGCUUGCUCUUGCAUCAUCAUGUUGCACAAAUGCCUUAGAAGCUUGCCAAACUAGCAUGUAGAAAAGACCUCAUCCAAAACAGUUUAGACAAGGGAAGAACUCACAUGCUUUACACUGAGCAGAUGCUGAAGUCAGUAGAUGAACCUGAGAGAGCUGCACAAUUAUCUUGAGAUUGGGAAUUUACAAAGAAACAGAACAAGGAAUCUAGCUGUACUGAGCAGUUCCAACAGGAUAACUUAAUUUGGUUUUUCAUGGAAACAUGUUUUUAUUUCACUUCAAUACGCUGUAACUGCAACAAUACACUAAGGUUAGUGGUUUUGUUUUUUUAAAUUCAAAAUAUAUUUGUAGGACAAAAAUUAAGCCACUGUGGCCUAUUGCUGAAUACCUUGUUAAAAUUAAGAUUUUUAACAGUGCAAUGCAAUUCUAGCUGUGAGUUAUUCUACCACAGUCAAUGGACUUGGCUGUAUUUUACUCACAACAAAUUCUACACUGGAAUGGUUUAUUCUAAAAAAAAAAAAAUCUUUUUAAUUCUGUAAAAAGAACAUGCUGGUCUUCCCUUUAAUAACAAAAGUACGGUUGAUUGAAGCUAAAAAAAAAAAAACAAAAAAAAACACCACCAUACUCUAGUAAAGUGGACAACUGUAGCAUUCCAGAGGAUUCUUUUGUGCUUAUACUGAAAAGUUCUGGGUUUCAUGGUAACCAAUGUGAAUAAUGCAAAUUAUCUGUAUCAUGAUGAAUUUGCAAGAAUACAUCCUGGGCACUGCAUUGCACAUUGUAAUAGCAGUCCUUCCCUCAACAGCU